AUGGCGGCAAAGGAGUGUCCCAAGUACGACCCGACGGACCCGGCGAACGGCCAGAAGCAGAUCUACGUGCAGCUGGUGCUGUCGCUGGCGCUGGGGGCCGCGGCCUUCCUGGGCUUCUGCUUCCUGCGACCGCGGUGGAAGAGCCUGUACGCGGCGCGCAAGCGGCAGAAGGACGCCGCGCAGAACCUGCCGGAUCUGCCGGACGGCUUCUUUGAGUGGAUGCCGGUCCUGUAUCGGGUGUCGGAGGAGCAGGUGCUGAGUUCGGCUGGGUUGGACGCUUACGUGUUCCUGGCCUUUUUCAAGAUGUCGAUUCGGCUGUUCAGCGUCAUGUUCGUGCUGGCGAGCGUUAUCCUAGCGCCCAUCAACAUGCACUUUGAUUACCUAGCUACGCCGAGCAACCCGCAGGGCCCGGAGGGGCCAUCGAGCUUGUACAUGCAGAUGGUUGAUAAGACUGGCGUCUGGGAGGAUGUUGGUGCGCUGGACAAGGACGGCAAGAAGAAGCUGGAUACGAGUUAUCUGUGGGCAUACCUGGUUUUUACGUAUUUCUUCACGUUCCUGGCUAUCUAUUUCAUGGCGACGGAGACGCGGAAGAUCAUAAAGAUCCGGCAGGAUUACUUGGGGAGUCAAUCGACGGUUACCGAUCGCACGAUCAAGCUGUCUGGGAUACCGCCUGAACUGAGGAAGGAGAAGGAAAUCAAGGAAUUUCUGGAGAAGCUGGAGAUUGGAAAAGUGGAGAAUGUGACAGUUUGCAGGAACUGGAAGGAUCUUGAUAAAUUGAUGGAGGACAGAGCUUACCUGUUGCGGAAACUUGAGGAGGCGUGGACGGUGCAUAUUGGCGGGAGCAAGACGAAGGAAGCCCAUCCUGACGAGCAAAGAUAUGGCGGCAUUGCAGGAGAUGAGGUGGACGAGGAUCAAAGAGAAGAUGAGGCGUUAAUGGGGACAAGUCACGUUACUGCGUACGAGAAUCCAAGGCCGACGACGAGGAUCUGGUAUGGAUUCUUGGGGAUGCAGAGCAGGAAAAUUGAUGCAAUCGACUAUUAUGAGGAGAAGCUCAGGAUUAUGGAUGAUAGGAUUUCCAUGGCGAGGAAGAAGAGCUACAAGGCUACACCUGUGGCGUUUGUCACAAUGGAUUCGAUUCCGGCUUGUCAGAUGGCUGUGCAGGCUUUGCUGGACCCAUCGCCGACGCAGCUUUUGGCGAAGCUGGCUCCGGCACCUACUGAUAUCGUCUGGCAGAACACCUAUCUGCCACGCUACAGUCGGAUGUGGAGGUCUUGGACGAUCACCAUUUUCAUUGUGGUGCUUACGGUCUUCUGGCUGAUCCCGGUUGUGGGACUCGCUGGCCUGAUUGAUCUCUGCUCGAUCCGUCAGGUCUGGCCUGGACUCGCCAACUUGUUAGAAACGCAUCAGAUCAUCAAGGCUUUGGUGCAGACUGGUUUGCCCACGCUCGUUGUGUCUUUGCUCAACAUAGCAGUGCCUUUCUUGUACGACUACCUUGCCAAUAUGCAGGGUAUGAUCUCACAAGGCGACGUUGAGCUCUCCGUCAUCUCGAAGAACUUUUUCUUCACUUUCUUCAACGUUUUCCUGGUCUUCACUGCGUUCGGAUCCGCGGCCAAGUUCUUGCCGGUGCUUCAGGACUCGUUGAAGGAUACUACGAAGCUGGCGUACAAACUUGCAAGCUCCGUCCAGACCCUGGCUGUCUUCUACACAAACUUCAUUCUUCUGCAAGGUGUCGGCCUGUUGCCAUUCCGGUUGCUGGAGUUUGGAAGUGUGACGCUCUACCCAAUCUUGCUGAUGUGCUCAAAGACUCCACGAGACUACGCAGAGCUGGUGCAGCCCCCACUUUUCAAGUACGGGUUCUAUCUUCCCUCAGCACUGCUGGUGUAUGUCCUAUGCAUCGUCUACAGCAUCCUGCCAGCGGGCUACAUGGUCCUGUUCUUCGGCCUCAUCUACUUUAUCUUCGGCUACUACACAUACAAAUACCAACUCCUGUACGCUAUGGACCACCCACAACAUGCUACCGGUGGUGCCUGGCCGAUGAUCUGUUACCGCAUUCUCCUCGGCCUCGGUGUCUUCCAGCUCGUCAUGGCUGGUAUCAUUGCAUUGAAGACCGCUUUCACAGCUGCAGCUCUGGUUGUGCCGUUGAUUCCAUUUACGAUAUGGUACAGCUACUACUUUGCAGGCACGUACGAGCCGCUGAUGAAAUUCAUUGCGUUGAGGUCGAUCAGGAGGGAGAGCAAUGCGGAUGUGAAUCUGCCGGGUGAGAAUUUGGGCAUGAGUCGCCCGCCGGGGUAUGGUCGUCGACCGAGCACGACGUUGGACGAAGCGAGAGAGGAGGGGUUGAAGUUCAUUAAUCCGAAUCUGACGGCACCAUUGGAGAAGCUUUGGAUCAAUAGAGAUGGUGACGAGGGCAGUCACUCGAACGGCGACAUACCACCCGAGUCUGAUAUUUUCCGAGAGGACAGUAACACAAGUAGCCUGAGCCUGGGGGACACGCACAUCUGGAGAGACAAUGCCGAUGCGAACGUGUAA
Molecule: messenger RNA, 2529 nt
Organism: Drepanopeziza brunnea f. sp. 'multigermtubi' MB_m1
Lineage: Eukaryota; Fungi; Ascomycota; Leotiomycetes; Helotiales; Drepanopezizaceae
Cellular component (GO): plasma membrane
Molecular function (GO): calcium-activated cation channel activity
Source: RefSeq, a predicted model, not a curated record